Molecule: messenger RNA, 624 nt
Organism: Formica exsecta
Lineage: Eukaryota; Metazoa; Arthropoda; Insecta; Hymenoptera; Formicidae
Exons: 1
Coding region: 1-624 (207 amino acids)
Source: RefSeq, a predicted model, not a curated record
AUGACUUCCGUUCAUUGCACUCACAGCAGCAUUUCCGCUCAUCACGCGAUCAGCUCUCCCCCUCUCGAAGAAGAACUUCGUCGCUUUUGGGAGGUUGAAGAACUCCUACGACAAUCAUUUCUCACGCUGCAAGAAAAACAGUGUGAAGAGCAUUUCUGCUCGACUCACUAUCACGACUCCGACGGACGGUACAUCGUUCGCUUGCCGUUCAAAACGAGUCCUCCGAUCGAUAUCGGUCAUUCAAGAUUUCGCGCCGAAAAAAUGAUAAAUUCACUAGUACGGAGAUUUCGCGAUAAACCCGAGGUCGCGACAGAAUAUUCCGAUUUUAUCUCCGAAUAUCAGCGUCUUGGGCAUAUGCGGCUAUCGCCGAUGCCUCAAGGUGACAUCGAACGAACUGUCUAUUUCCUGCAUCACGGGGUGAUCCGGGAAAGCAGCUCAACCACACGUCUUCGCGUAGUUUUCAACGCUUCAAGCGUUACGUCGAACGGCACAUCCUUAAACGAUCACUUACACGCUGGCUCUAAACUACAAACUGAUCUCAUGUCGGUAAUACAAUACUACAGUGGCGCCGCUAUAAAUACGUGUAUUCAUCCGACAUCGCGAAAAUGUAUCACCAAAUUCUAG